Messenger RNA from Durusdinium trenchii, 1344 nucleotides. The record is from the annotation of a GenBank genome assembly. Lineage: Eukaryota; Dinophyceae; Suessiales; Symbiodiniaceae.
GGUGCUAGGCUUCUCUUUUUCUUUGACUGAUGCAAUGGCUGUGGUGCUUCUGGCGCUUCCUGCUUUAGCUUUGGGGCAUGCCCCAAUUGGCAUGAACGGCGAGAGAUUUCAUGGCGACGGCCGCAGACUCUGGAAUGAGCAAGCUAAGGAGAGUCACAUCUGGGGGGUCUGUGAGGAGUGGGACUCGAACGUAACUGGCUGCGAACUAUUCUCAUACAAGUGCAACCUACAAUUCUCCAGGUCCUGAUACGUAUGACAUGGAGAUCACCUUGGGCAAUCUGACGCCAUCAACACCUGAGAACCCAGUUCACUUAGCAUGGUGGGCACCCAGAAAGUCGCAGACGGCCUGGAAUCCCCACCUGAACCUUGAAGGCUGUGCGGUCUACAGGCACAUGAAUUCUGCCUAUCCCAAGUACAGUGAUGUUGACUUCAAUGGAGGCAACCUCCAGGUGGACAGCAAUGGUCAGAUCACUAUACGCUUUCAAGCGCCAGCGACGUACUAUGUGACAAGCUGGAUUUCGGUGCCACACGUGCACCUCCGACUUUGCAGCAAUGACACCUUCGCGCAUACCACACAAGAUGCCAUUGUCUUCAUAGUGGACGGCCCCGAACUCGUCGCUGGAGAGGCAGGUUCUCAUCUGCAGAUCCUGGACUACAAGAAUUUCACAUAUGCAGAGAAGACUGGAGGACCACUCCGCAGUGUGAGUGACCGAGACAUUAUUGGUGUCCUAACUUGGAGAACGACUACGCCGACUACGUCCUCACCGUUCAUAGACGAACUCGUCAACAACACAGAUUGGGAUGGCUUGGAAAGUGGAACAAAUUGAGUGUUACAUCCACCACAGAUAAUGUGGACAACUCCGCCGACCCAUAUGAGGAUGCUUCCAACGGCGACCUUGGGGGCAACUCGUCUGGAGGUAUUCCAUCUGGAGACCUGUCUGUGGGGGUAAUGAUUGCUGUGGCUGUGGCAGUCUUACAGUAGCCGCGUCGCUGAGCUGGACAUUUUUGAGGAGUUCUGAGCUUGAAGAGACAGACGCCUCAGUAAAUGGAGAUCCUGCUUUUGCUAGAUUGUAGGAAUAGGCGUUGCUUGGCUUGGCGAUUUGCCAAUUGAGCGACUUGCUGGCUUCUCAAGAAUUGAUGCUUGGGAAUCUGGGUUUGCACGAACAGGAACUGACAAUAUGUUCAGAGAUGUCAAAAUUGUUUAAGGGGCUUCGAUGACUGAAGUCUCCAAAUUAAUUCUUGUGAGCCUUGCCUUUGGCUUCAAGGCCUUGUGGCCUCGUAGCCAAAAAAUAGGUUCGGGAGGUUCACUAGCAACCUUACGCCUGCUGCUUUGCUGGCAUGCAU